AGACCGGAUUCUAAUGGUUAACUCUUACUAUGACUGCAUGGACUUCUUGCCAUGUCGUUUAUCCUUUGGGGGAAUGGACCAAGACAUUGAGAAAUUAAAUGAAGGCAGAUUGACAGGAAUAUACAAGGUCAAAGAGGCUUUACCACCACAAAAAGUCGGUGAGAUGGACACUGAUGUAACUGCAGAGGAAAUGGCACAGGUUUAUCGUCCAACCAAUAAGCACAGAAAGAGGAAGAGUGACCAACUAGACGACAUAGCUACAGAGAAAGAUGAUUAUGAUGACACACAUGAUGGUGUCAUUGAGAGGACUCAUGGCAAGCAGAACAGUGAAAGAAAGCGAAGCAGUGAGCACGAUCAAGCCAAACCUGCUGGUAUUAAAAAUCUAACUAGACCCAUUUUUCGGGAUAAAAGUAAAGACAGUGGCAACUUCAGCGGUGGUCACCAUAGAGUAGGUAGCUUCCAGGGUAAUAAUCAUGGUGGAGAUAAUUUUAGAGGCAGGGGCAGAAGAGGAGGGAAUUUCAGGGGAAGGAGUGGAAGAGGUGGGAACUUCAGGGGAAGAGGCAAAAGCAGAGGGAACUUCAGGGGAAGAGGCAAAAGAGGAGGGAACUUCAGGAGCCCAGAGCAAGGUGGCUUUUAUGACGAUGAUAGAGACAUCAAGAUGUCCGAAAAUAAUGGGGCACACAUUAACAAGAAAAUUAAAUUCAUGAAGCCACAAGAAUAACUUCUGUUAUGUUUGUUGUGGUGGAUCCAGAUAUUAACAUCCUCUGACAGUCUCUGAUCCAGUAAUAUAAAAAACAAAAUGUGAAAAAUAGUACAGUAUUAUGAGGCCUCACUGCAUAACACAUUGUCAGAAUGUAGGAAAACUUUUCUUGACAUUUAUUUUCAGUAAUUACCAUGCCACACAUGCACAAAAUGAUCAUCCACAAAGAAAUAAAUACAUUUGGUCAAAAAAUGACCAAAGUAAUCAGACAUGCAGUUGUCAUUUGGUAGUGGUGUAUUGACAGUUUGAGCUGAUCUCUGCACCUAUACAACUGUGUUUGUAUGAGUUGUACUAAUUACGUACUCUACUUCAUAGAAUUGAUAGGUAUUUUGUUUAUUAACCUCAUAAUGCCAGAAUUUCUGUAUUUUUUAUGAAAUAAAAUAUUUGCUAAUUUUUC
This is a messenger RNA of Cherax quadricarinatus, 1157 nucleotides long. The record is from RefSeq and is a predicted model, not a curated record. NCBI's taxonomy places the organism in Eukaryota, Metazoa, Arthropoda, Malacostraca, Decapoda, Parastacidae.